Messenger RNA from Tarenaya hassleriana, 1524 nucleotides. RefSeq lists its product as uncharacterized. The record is from RefSeq and is a predicted model, not a curated record. Gene Ontology annotation, cellular component: membrane. The transcript has a single exon. NCBI's taxonomy places the organism in Eukaryota, Viridiplantae, Streptophyta, Magnoliopsida, Brassicales, Cleomaceae. The coding region runs from base 68 to 1000 and encodes 310 amino acids.
UAAGCAAAACUCUAUUCGAAGAGGAUUUUUUUCUUCUUCUAAAGACCAAAAAAAAAAACAUCAAAACAUGAACUCAAUGUCUAUCCCUUGUGAAUGUGUUCUGUUUCUUCUGAUCACCACUUUGUCUUCAUCAUCUUCAUCGUCUUCUGUCCACUUCAACUCUACGACAAUCCUCAAUGUUACGUCACACCAUUCCUUGGACCAAUCCCUCGAGAGUUUCGCCCUCAGGGCCUUAACCGGCCGGCACCAUAACCAUACCGGUGCUCUGUACCGGGCAAACUUACCGGGAAAUCUCUCCGGCAUCGAGGUCUCCGUCGUCCGCCUCACCGGGAAAACCCUUUGGAACUCCGGAGCUAAGUUCAGCGACUUUGUAAUACCGGCGAGGUCAGUUUCGGUUCCUCCAGCGAGAAGAGUAGCUGUAGUGUAUCGAGAUCUGGGAAACUGGUCUAACCAUUGGUAUACGGUUUCCGGUUACCGGUUAGUGACUUCGGUUUUGGGAUUCAGGGUUUUGGAUGUGUCGGAUUCAGACAAUGUCAGAGAGAUCAGUCUCAGGACAGAGAAGCCGAUAGAAGUUAAGUUUGAGGAGUUGGCCGAGGACCCAGAUGAGAAAAUGCUGGCUAGAGUCAGAUGCGUGAGCUACAAAUCACAGAGCGGCGAACCGGUUUACAUGAGCCGAAUGCGGUUGCCAGGUGUGUGUUACGGCUCCCGCCAUGGCGAUUAUUCGGUGGUUGAGCCAUUGGAAGGGAAUGAGAAGGAGAAGAAGAAUCGUGGGUUAAGGUGGUUGUGGGCAAUCGGGCUCGUGUUAGGGUUAGGAAUGCUAGGGUUUAUAGGGUAUGUGGUGGUAAUGGGGAUUAGGGUUUUGAGAUCGAAGAAGAUUCAAGUGAUGGAGAGGGAAGCAGAUGAUGGCGAAGUCUUUCAAAGCAGAUGGGUCGGUGGAAGUAAAAUGCCUUCUGCAGCUGUCACAAGAACUCUGCCUGAAUCUGCCAUUGAAACCGCUUAAGUUCUAUAUACGAUGUCUGUAUGAACAAAGCUCUUCACUUUUUUGAGAUUAUAUAUCAGUUUUUGAAGCACUUAAAAAAAAAACCGUAUACUCAGUUCUAGGGUUCUUCAGCAGUCAGUCCUUACAGCUCUGCUCCAAGCACUGGAUCACGUCUCCGACCAUGAAGUCGUUCCAAUCACCGAUCACAAAGCCCGCACUCGUUGCCCUUCCUGACAUGAACCACGUCCUGUUUUCAAGAAGGAGGACGGUCCCCUAAAUGAUCGGCUCCUCAGUAGCCUCAUGGCGGCAGCUCAGCUGACUCGGCCCUCAGUCACUCGGCAGCCUUCUCCACGUUCCAUUUCCCGACGUCUUCUAGUAGAAGGUAGCCUUCUCCACGAUCAAUGUUUCCGCCCACCUCGUCCAACUGUAAGUCCUCUCCGAUGCAAGCUGAAACUCGACUGUCUCUGGAUUCUCCCCCUGGUUCAUCGCAUUUAUUUAUGGCGACUAUGAUCGGUGAGAUUUUGGGGUACAGAGCACCGGUACUU